CGGUUGCUAGGUGACGACGUCCAAACUGCACCCUUGCGCACACGUCUCGUCCCGGCUGGUGGCGGAGGUCCUGGCGGAGCCGGAGUGAAGUCGGGGACCCGCCUGGAUUCGUGAGACCUGCCGCACCCGCUGGCCCUGGCAUCUGCGGUGGCGGCGGGUGGAAGUGGGACGGGAGGUUCGGCGGCAGGAGCGCCUACGAAGCCGACCAACAGGGUCCUGCCCUGGGAAGAUGGCCUACUACGGAAAAUGCAUUGAAACUGUCAUUGAACAAUUGAACAAAUUUAAGCCCGAGAAGGACAGUCAUGAGCAGUUCCUGGAGGCUGCAUCCGCCACCCUGCAGACUCUGAGCCCCCAGAAGCAGGCAUUCAUUUUGGAGGUCCUGUCCGGGUGCCUCGAGUACCGGAAGCUGCUGGCCGUGGUGGUGGACGCCUUCUACGUGCGGGCCGGCCGGCUCUGCCCACGGGCCGACUACAACCUCUUCGAGGUGAUCUGCUACCUGGCCACGUUCCAGCUGGAGGAACUCGGCUUUCAGCUCUUCUGUGACAUUGUCCGGGCCCAGCCCGUGGACAAGAUGCACAAGUUCCUCGGGUUCUUCUUCAAUCCCUUAAACCUGUGCUCCUGGAUCAAGGAUGAGUGGAGCCUCAUCUAUGAGACCGCCCAUGUGAGAGAGAACUGGAUCGACCCCCUGAUGAGAUGGCAGCCAGAGGUCCAGGAGCUGAUCCACCAGCUGGAGGAAGUGAUGGCCAUUCAGCCCCCUCUCUCAAAGAGCAAGGCCAAGGUCACAGAGCCCAAGGAGUUCAACCUGACUGUCCCCCGGCCCCGCGCCAUUCCAGUCCCCGAGCCGGUCCCUGUCGUGGCCAAGUCAAAACCAAUCCCCAGGAGCACCUACCAGCCGCCCAAGGAGCGGCAGCUGCUAGAGAUGACCAAGAGAUUUAAUCGCUGGAAGGCCGAGGAGCUGCUGCUAAAGGCGAACAUCGAGGAGAUGCGGUGUGCGGUGCCCAGGCCCUGCCUUCUACAGGCCUCCAAGAAGAAGCUGCAGCUCCAGUCCAUGCCCCGAAUCCUUAAGACUCCAAAGCUGACCUUCUACAAGCCUAAUGAGGUCCCGGUCAAGCUGAACACCGCUGCCAUCCUCCGAGAAGGCUCUUUAUACCAGCGGCAGGUGGAGCAAGAGCUGCAGAGGGUGGAUAAGCUUGUGGACGGAGCCGGGGACUUCUCUGAGUUCCUCGAGUGGCAGAAGGAGAUGCAGGCGAAGGACCGGGAGGAGGAACUGGCCGCAAGUGCGUGCCGGAGGCUGCAGGGGAAGCUGAGCCGCGAGGAGGCCAUCCUGGCCCGGCAGCACCUCACGCAGGAGAACAAGCAGAAGGCCGACCAGAAGAAGGAGGAGAUGGCUGAGCUGAAGCAGCAGUGUGCUGAGAGGCGCCUCCAGGAGGAAAGGUCCAUGAAGGAGCUGGUGGAGCAGGUGACAGAGGUGCAGAAGAAUGUUAAGCUGGCGCAGAUGAAGCUCCUGAAGAGCCGAAGGCAGAUAGUUCAGGAGGUGAUAGAGGAGAGCCGGGAGCUGCUGCAGCGCACUCUACAGGCAGCCAAGGAGGAGCAGAAGGAGCGCUGCGAGCUCGUCUCCCAGCUUCGGGCCCUGGAGACCCAGCCCGUGCGCAAGGGCAAGCUCGUGGACCUGACCCAGAUCCCUGGGUAUGGCCUGGAAGGGGAGAUGUCUGUGGUGGAGCUUCGUGAGCGGCUGGCCCUGCUCAAGGAGACCCAGCGGCGCGAAGAGGAAGAGAAGCGAGACCAGAUCAUCCAGGGCAAGCGCGCCAGAAGCCAGGAACUGCAGAAUAUGGUGGAGCAGAUCUCACUGUGCCGCGCGGCCAUGGGGAGGUCUGCGGCCUUGAGGUGGGAGGAGAGGAAAGCCCGGUCUGCGGCCCCGGGGACGCCCUCGCGGGACGAGCGCGUGCUGGAGCUGCAGCGCAAGAUCCAAGAGAAGGUGGCGGAGCGCCGCCGCACGCAGGCAGCCCCGAAGCCGGCGUCGGCGCCGGGACCCGCGCGCCCUCGGCCGUGGGUGAGCUCCGGGAGCUGGCGGGAGGCUGGGGGCCCGGCGUCCUCGGGGGGCGGGGGAGGCCGCGGAUGGGGGCGCAGGGUCGCUGGGCCCGCGCCGACCUCGCCGAGGGCCCGUCCGCAGGCGCACUUGGAGGAGCGGCACUGGCAGGAGCUGCAGCGGAGCCGGGAGCGCCGGCUGCGGGCGCUGCUGCUGAGUAGCUCGGCCGGCGGGCCCGGGCGCCGCCUGGAGGCCGCCUGA
Messenger RNA from Mirounga angustirostris (Northern elephant seal), 2287 nucleotides. It is a transcript of the gene CFAP99, whose product is annotated as cilia and flagella associated protein 99. The transcript is spliced from 15 exons. Lineage: Eukaryota; Metazoa; Chordata; Mammalia; Carnivora; Phocidae. The record is from RefSeq and is a predicted model, not a curated record. The coding region runs from base 230 to 2287 and encodes 685 amino acids.